GCAGUCCAGCGUUAAACCUCAGUGGGGAAGCGUGAAUUACCCGAGCGUGACGUCCUCCUGCUCUGAAUACAAGCCCGCGCUCUUAUCUCUUAUCAGCUUAUAAAAAUGAUACAUCAAAUUACUUCACGAGCACUGCGAUAAAGAGCACCUUGUCCGCGAUAAACAAGCCGUUACGGAUAGAUUUCUUAAAUUAGUCAUUACAAAUCUGUUUCGAUUACAUGAUGACAAUUUUAUAAAUUUACAACAACAUUUGUUUAGUGAAAGAAGUUGUUAGACUUCAUGAACGAUCAAGAUGGAAAUGGUUGUGCUGCUGUGUAUGAUAUUAUUGUCAUAUGUGCAUGCAAACCCAUGUACCAAGCAAGAAAGUGUGAAUAUAACAGAGGGUGUUCUUUACGAGAAUAAGUCGAUCAUUCAUGAUGGGGUCGAGUAUGUCAGUGGUUCUUGGUACGAGGAGAAUAAUAAUGGUGUUAUGAAUCUUUUCGGCUGCCCGUGUAUUGGUCGUCUCUGCUUAUGGAAGUGCUGCGGCAAAGGCCAGAUGUAUGUCAAUAGAAGCUGCACUGAUGUUGAUAGAGAUGUGGUACAUCCAUUCAAUCCUCCAGUAUUUAAAGGAAGAGACCCAUCAAACCGGACAGCCGUUAAGAAUUUCUUCUUUAUGUAUCUGCCGUCAUGUCCAAAGUAUCUGGUAGAUUCUAAUAACGCCGGCGAAGAGAUUUUCCUUCAAGAAAAUGGGACAUUAUUAGAGAUAGCCUUCAAACUUCCGCAAUGGCAUGUUCCUUCGCGUUACUGUCUUGAUAUGUUCGAGGAUUCUGCUCCAGUGAGAUUAAUGGCUGGUGUCUGUUACCCAGAAGAAGAUGAUAGUAGUGACAGCCGACUUCUGUUCAUCGCAUACGGUGUUGGUUUAGUGCUGUCGGUACCGUUUCUGUUAGCUACGUUUCUGGUAUACGCCUUUAUACCAGACCUAAGGAACCUUCAUGGCAUGUGCUUAAUGGCUUACUGUGGAGGACUGAUCGUAGCCUACCCCUUCCUCGCCUACCUCAAGUUUCACACUGGAAAAAUUGGUGUAGAAAUGACGGGAUGCUAUACAAUCGCUUUCAUCGUUUACUUCGCUUUCCAAACCAGUUUUUUUUGGCUGAAUGUCAUGUGCUACGACAUUUGGAGGACUUUCAGGAUUGGAAGUCUGUCUUCCACUCUUCAUGCCGCAAGUGGCUAUCGCGGUGGGAGUACUAACAAACGCAGAGACCAGAGAAGAUUUCUCGCUUACGGAGCUUACGCGUGGGGUGUGCCAGCAGUAUUAACAGCUAUCACUAUCGGGAUGGAGUUCAGUAAAGAAAUACCAGAUAACAUCAUUACACCCGGCUUCGGCAGCCAACGAUGCUGGUUUGACGAUUGGCUGAGCGAGCUGGUGUACUUCUUUACACCGGUUUUCGUGUUAGUGGUGUGCAACGCGACAUUAUUUACCGUCACCGCCUACAGGAUAAGGUCAAUCAGGCAAGAGACAGCUAUUCUGAAAGGCUCUGAAUCAUCUCGCAGUGACAAAAUAAAGAUGGAUAAACAGAGGUAUGGGUUAUAUCUGAAGCUGUUCGUGGUUAUGGGCGUCAAUUGGACCGUGGAGGUGAUAAGCUUCGCUGUGGGCGGCUCUAACUGGUACUGGAUUGUGGUCGAUCUAUGUAACAUAGCGCUGGGCGUCUACAUAUUCUUUAUUUUCGUGUGGAAGAAAAAAGUUCGGAACUUGAUUCGCAAAAAAUUCCGUAGCAUUCGCGGCAUGCCAAUGCCGGAAGGUUCAGGCAAAUGGGUCACACGCUCAAGUUCGGCACCAACAGAGGACACACGCGUCACAGACGAAACAGCCAUACGACUAAAGGACAUGAACUAAUACAAAUUAAAGGAUUGAAAAGAUUAUUUGAGCUUGAAAAUUCAACUACUUAUAGGUAGCAUUAAAUGAAUACUGUCUUCUGCUAGUCAAUUUUAAAGAACAAAUUAGUAUUAAGAUAUUACUUUGUGUCGACGUACUUGUUGAAUGUGAAUAAUAAUUUAAAUUAAGGACUUUUUGUUUCGUCUAUAACGUCAAAUAAUAGAACUAAAGUUUUUAUAAAGUUGAUAAAUUUAUUUUCCGUUUUUUUUUUUUUAUAGUAAGAAAAAAAAUAAGGCGUACCUACAAAACUGUUCCUUCUUUAUACCACAAAAUUAUAAUACUCUGAAAAAAACUAAAACAUUAUAAGUGGCUAGUAUACAAAUAUUUAUACAAAUAAACAAUAAUUAGAUAUUAAA
Molecule: messenger RNA, 2268 nt
Organism: Danaus plexippus (monarch butterfly)
Lineage: Eukaryota; Metazoa; Arthropoda; Insecta; Lepidoptera; Nymphalidae
Product: G-protein coupled receptor Mth2-like
Exons: 10
Coding region: 293-1873 (526 amino acids)
Biological process (GO): cell surface receptor signaling pathway; G protein-coupled receptor signaling pathway
Cellular component (GO): membrane
Molecular function (GO): G protein-coupled receptor activity
Source: RefSeq, a predicted model, not a curated record